UGCAUGUGGGCUGGCGGCGGCCUCGCUGCCCCCCUCGCGCCCCUGCGAAGACGGGGGGUGAAGGAGGAGGAAGGAGGAGAGGAGGCGGAGGAAACUGCAACGCCAGGAGGAGGAGGAGGAAGCGGCGGCGGAGGCGACCGACGAGAAGGGAGCCUGGCGGAGGCGGAGCCGGCGCUCGAGCCCGGCCGGCCUGCACUCCGCGCAGCACGGCCGCCGCCGCCGCUAUCGGCAGCAGCAGCAGCACCACCAGCACCAGCCUCUCCCGGAAAUGGGACUUUGAAGUUAAAUGAGACUGGAUAACGCACAUCAAUGAAGACGCUCCUGCAUUACAUGCUUUAGGGGCAGAACUUCAGAAGAGUCAAACUGCCAGAUUUGCUGUACUUUCAUAAUGAAGAAAAUUAGUCUCAAGACCAUUCGUAAGUCUUUUAAUUUAAAUAAGAGCAAAGAUGAAAGUGACUUCGUUGUAGUUGCACAGCCAUCGUUAAAUGAUUUUGGAAAAGAUGACUCCUUGUUUGGUAGCUGCUAUGGUAAAGAUUUGCCGAGUUGUGACAUCAACAGUGAAGAUGAGAAAGGUGGAAAAAACAGAUCGAAGAGUGAAAGCUUAAUGGGUACGUUAAAAAGGCGGCUUUCAGCAAAACAAAAGCAGAAAGGCGGCAAAGGUAGCACGCCAUCUGUUAGCUCUGCUGAUGAUGACACCUUCUCUUCUUCUUCUGCUCCAAUAACCUUCAAAGAUGUGAGAGCUCAGAGACCUCUUAGAUCUACAUCCCUCCGAAAUCACCAUUACAGCCCAACUCCGUGGCCGCUUCGUCCAACAAACUCAGAAGAAACAUGUAUAAAAAUGGAAGUGAAAGUAAAGGCCUUGGUCCACUCCUCAAAUCCAAGCCCUGCACUGAAUGGUGUUCGCAAAGAUUUCCAUGACUUGCAGUCCGACAGUGUGUUCCAGGAACAAAACAAUGCAUUGAAAAGUACAGAAUCUCAGAAUGGAGAUUUGCAUCUCCAUAUUGAUGAACAUGUGCCUGUAGUUAUUGGACUUAUGCCUCAGGACUACAUUCAGUAUACUGUGCCUUUAGAUGAGGGAAUGUAUCCUUUGGAAGGAUCACGUAGUUACUGUUUGGAUAGUUCCUCACCCAUGGAGGUUUCGACGGUUUCUUCUCAAAUGGGUGGCAGUGCAUUUCACGAAGAAGAGGGUCCAGUGAGUCAAGAUGUAGUAGUUACCCCAGAUAUCUUUGUUGACCAGGCAGUGAGUGGUUUAUUAAUUGGUACCACAGGAGUCAUGUUGCAAAGCUCUAGAGUCAAUCACAGUGAUGUUCCUCCGCUCUCUCCGUUGCUACCUCCAAUACAGAAUAAUCAAAUCCAAAGGAACUUUAAUGGCCUAAACGCCACAGAUGUCCAUGUGGCUGAAAGUAUGCGUUGCCAUUUGAAUUUUGAUCCUAACUCUGCACCUGGAGUUGGAAGAGUUUAUGAUUCUGUACAAAACAGUGGCCCUAUGGUUGUGACCAGCCUCACGGAAGAACUGAAAAAACUUGCAAAGCAAGGGUGGUACUGGGGCCCAAUUACACGAUGGGAAGCAGAAGGAAAAUUGGCCAAUGUUCCUGAUGGCUCGUUUCUUGUACGAGAUAGCUCUGAUGACCGCUAUCUUUUAAGUUUGAGUUUCCGUUCCCAUGGGAAAACUCUUCAUACAAGAAUUGAGCAUUCAAAUGGCAGAUUUAGCUUUUAUGAACAACCAGAUGUGGAGGGACAUACUUCUAUAGUUGAUCUCAUUGAACACUCCAUCAGGGACUCUGAAAAUGGAGCAUUUUGCUAUUCAAGGUCUCGAUUGCCUGGAUCUACAACUUACCCAGUCAGACUGACCAAUCCAGUAUCUCGUUUUAUGCAGGUGCGCUCGUUGCAGUAUCUGUGUCGCUUUGUUAUACGCCAGUAUACCAGAAUAGAUCUGAUUCAGAAACUGCCUUUGCCAAACAAAAUGAAGGAUUAUUUACAAGAAAAGCACUACUGAAGGCUUAUGGGAACCUUGCAUCUUGCACUUUGGGAACAACAACAAAAUAAAAUAAAGAAGAGAGAUUGAAAUACCGUUUACAAACUUUAAUUGCUAUCGGUCUUUUGCUGCCAUAAUUUCAUUUUGUGCAUAAAGAAGGGUAAUUCAUUUUUAUUUGUUUAAUGGGUGGUCUGGGUUUUAUGUUUUAAAAUAAUGAUCUCAGCAUAUAUUUUUUAGGAGAGUGAAUAGCUUUCUUUCAUUCAGUGUGCAAAAUAAUCACAAUGUGAAUGAUAAAAGUUUUCCUAAAACUCCCCAUCUCCUUUGCUGCUAAUCCACUGUGAUUUUUAUGCAUUUGAAGCACAUUUCAUGUGUUUUCGACCAUAAGUAAAAGUUGACACUUGAUGGGAUAUGUUUUGUCUUUUUCAAACAGCCUGGUUUUGUUUUGUUUUGAAUUUUAAAAAAGUGGAAAAAUUGUGCCAGUAUACAGAAUUUAGAUGUAUGCUGAGAAAGAUUUCCCAGUAUCCUAAUUAAAAAUAUAAAGUUAACUGUGGGCUGGAGGGAAUGUGUGACGCAACAGUUAUGCAACAUAUGUUUUGAAAGCCUCCUUUCUCCUAAACUAGUUUCAAAGAUUGUAUAUAUAUUGUUUUGCGCUUUUUUUGGUUAAUUCUUAACCAUUUUUUUAAGUUUUAAAAACAGCCUUUCAAAACAGACUUGGGAAAAAAAUAUUGCUAGUAUUCUGUAUUUAGACAAAAGUUAAUGUAAAUCAGAAGCCAUUUUUUAAAACUAUUUGAUAUCCCUGUAAAACUGAUUUUGACUAAGCUAUGGUAGCACAUGGUCGGAUAACUGAAAUCUAUCCUUUUUCGGAUAAUUUCAACAUAGUGGGUUCUUUGCCAGUAGGAUUUUAAAAGUUAUUAUUUGACCAGAAGAUCUAAACAUUACCCCAUAUUUCCUGCAAAACUGAGACAUCAUCUAGCCAAAGUUAAGCCAAUUCAAAUUUAAUUAAUUUCAUAGAUGAGUUAUGCACAUGCUUAAAUUUCUCCCAUAGAAAUUGAUGGGAUUAGCAAGUACUUAACUUUGCUAGAUAAUGCCCUUAAAUGUUUUUUUAUUUGCUUAGCAUGCAUUUUCCAUCAUUAUAUUCAUUUCAAUAUGUAAGAUGGGAAGAGAAUAAAUUAAAAUUAUCCCCAAAGUUUCAUUUUUAAAAAACCUUGCAUGUUUUGAAAUUAAGACCGAAUUGAUUACAUUAUGGCGUAAUCCCUAUAGGAAAUAUUCCAGUGCGUUACCAGACUCGUUUCUGCUUAGUCUUAUUCAAAACAAGGAAAAGCAGUUCCAUUUAAUAUGCGAGAUAUGGGAAAAUCCUGCACUAGGUUUUCCAGAGGAAGAUAGAUUUACAUAGUUUACACAAUGGAUCCAAUCCAGAAGUUGGUUCUGUAGAAACCAGCAGGAGAAGUUGCUGCUGGACCUAAAUGUAACUACCUAACUUUGGAUUGGGGCCAUUAAGAUUUGUACUCAUGGGACUGCUUCUGCCGAGCAUUAUAUGGUGGAAAGGAAGUAUUCCUGUUUGCAUUAAGGAAAGAUCUAGUUAAUCAAAAUGUUAGCAAGCAGGAAACUGAGCUCUGAAAUUUCUGGAGAAAAAAAGUAGUAUUUUGGAGGCUAGUUUGUAGGUUACAAAAUUUAUUUUGUGCCAUUUUCAUAUGUCUUGUUUUAGUUUUAUGUUUUUCCUCCUAUCCUCUGAAAGAUAUGGCCAUUAGUAAUUUUCUUUUUCAUCUUCCCAUCUCAAAAAUUUGAAUACGUUUCUGUUUAGUAAAAAAAUAUUAAAGGGUGAUAAAGUUUUGAAAAAUCUUCGUUUCUGGAUAAUUCUCUAUUGCUUGUUCUACCUAGCCUUUUUUGUGCUCUGAAUGAGUUUAUAAUAUUAAAGUACAGUGUUGCUGCAAGGUGCUGCAAUGGUGCCACAUCCUGGGUUGCCUGAAUCGAUAUGCUAAACUUCUAUUUUUUAAAAAAAUAUUUUUAGAUCAUAGUGUUUAAAAAGAAUAUCAGAGGCAAAGCAUGACUUUUGCUGUGGGAGUGAGAGGUGGAAGUGUCUCUCUUGCCCAGUUCAAAUAGGUUCUGAGGUGUGGGGAGUAUUUAGAGAGAUGUAUUCUUAAAUUCCUGAGCAAAGUAUUCAUGUGUGUCACUUAUUGGCUUUGCCAUCCUGAUAUUUAUGCAAAAUCUUCAUUUGGUUUUCUGAUUUUUACCCCCAAAGCAAGACUACAAAUUUUAUACACAAAAGGCACAAUAAUAUAUACUAUGGUACAGUGUUUUGAGUCUGAGGAAGAAAGAAGUAAUCCAUUUUAUACAAUAGGAAGCAUACUUGUUAGCUUAAUACCCUUGUCAUUUGGGGGGUGGGUGCGGGGUAUUUCCCCUUCAAAUGCAAAAAUAAAAUAAAAAUCUGUGUGGUUGGAGUAAAAACGUAUCCUGGAACAAUAAUCUGUAUUAUGGCAAAGGUCAAAAGUAAACAUUAUCCUGGUAUCUAAACUCUAAAUAAUGAUGUUACGAGUUAUGAUGGUAUUACAGUUCCAUAUGAGUUGUAUAUUUAGAUCUCUAAUGUUCCAGUCAUAUUGCUGUUCUGAGACAGCAUGAACUUGCAUUCUGCAUUCCUUCUCAUACUCUCUUCAGUUCAUUUGUAUUAAAAACAGGUUUUCAGAGGUGGUUCUUGCAAUGCUGACCGAUUAGCUUUUCACCGCUUUCCUCUUUGCUCUUGUAGCACAGUUCUACAGGAGCAGCUGAUUUCUUCCACUGUGCAGUUUAGUGGACUUGGGGAAGACAUUGUGUCCCGAUAAAUGGCAACCUAUAGUCAUAUACUCCAUAAAAGUAUUAAAUUGUUAGAUCUGCCUUUGUCCUUCCCGUUGCUAGGCCUUCAUCUCCUAGCAAGCCAACCUCUCAUCAGCUAGAGCAGCAACCACCAAUGCAUACACUUUCCCUCAAACACAUCUGGGCUAAGCAAGUGGUCCAGCUGGAAAAACUGACCAGUAGGAGCAGC
Podarcis raffonei (Aeolian wall lizard) is the source of this 4991-nucleotide messenger RNA. RefSeq names its product suppressor of cytokine signaling 6 (gene SOCS6). Gene Ontology annotation, cellular component: phosphatidylinositol 3-kinase complex. Lineage: Eukaryota; Metazoa; Chordata; Lepidosauria; Squamata; Lacertidae. Bases 389 to 1996 code for a protein of 535 amino acids. Gene Ontology annotation, biological process: protein ubiquitination; intracellular signal transduction; regulation of growth. The transcript has 2 exons. Gene Ontology annotation, molecular function: 1-phosphatidylinositol-3-kinase regulator activity. The record is from RefSeq and is a predicted model, not a curated record.